CUGCUCUGUCAUCUGAAGCACAAAAGCCAUGUCUUUGGGCGUCUGUGCUCUGCUCAUCAUCCUGUGCAAUGUUUGGUGCUUGAUCCGUGGGACUUCUGUGAUGAUCCCAGAUGUUGCUGUGAGGUGUGCUGAGGACGUGGUGCUGCCCUGUAAAGCUCUUCAGGACUCCUCAAUCUCCUACCAGACAGCGUCUUGGUAUAAAAUGGCUGGAGACAGCGAAGGAAUAGCAUGGGAAGUCCUUGAUAUGGAAUCUCAUUUUCCACAAGAAGCUGGGGGGUCCUUGGAGCUCUCCAAUGGCACCUCCUUUUCACUGAGGAUCAGAAAUGCGACCGGCCGAAGCAGCGGGACGUACAAGUGCACUCUGGGGGAGCAGAACGGAGAACGCAAUCUGAGCAGCACAGUCACGUUAAAAGUAACAGGUUGCCCUGGAAUAGAAGAGGACAAACUAAAAAAAUACAAAAGCGAGCUCUUCAUGCUGACUUGCCUUGGGAUUUUUUAUUUGCUGCUCAUCUUCUUUACUUGUACAUGUCUAAGAAAAGAGAGUAUGUCUCCCAAUUACCAAAAAACCAGACCAGAUAUGAAGCACAUGCUUACCCUCAUCAAUGUACGUGAAAUAACAACUUUCCAGCAUUUAAACAGCGACAGCACUUGCAAAAAUGAGUUUACUUCAAGUUCUGUCUAA
Melospiza georgiana is the source of this 682-nucleotide messenger RNA. It is a transcript of the gene CD83, whose product is annotated as CD83 molecule. The record is from RefSeq and is a predicted model, not a curated record. The transcript has 5 exons. Lineage: Eukaryota; Metazoa; Chordata; Aves; Passeriformes; Passerellidae. The coding region runs from base 29 to 682 and encodes 217 amino acids.